This is a messenger RNA of Plectropomus leopardus (leopard coralgrouper), 5066 nucleotides long. The record is from RefSeq and is a predicted model, not a curated record. NCBI's taxonomy places the organism in Eukaryota, Metazoa, Chordata, Actinopteri, Perciformes, Serranidae.
ACAGGCAUUAGCAAGGAGGUGCGAGUGGAAGAGCAUGCGCUGGUGGAUAAUGUUUUUGAAGAACAGCUUGUUCUUUCUUUGGAUGAUGACGACGAUGAAGAGGAAUGCCCAUCUUCAAUAUCUGUAAAUGGGCAUCCCAUGCAGUCCAGUGGAGUGCAGAGCCAGUUCACCCAGCAUGCUACAGACCCUCUGCUCUCCGUGAUCAACAGCAGCGUUCAGACCAUCACACAGCGGACACAGGAAGAAGAUACUGACAUCAAGUAUAGCGUCAGUGGAGUGACCCGGGACAGCACAGGGACAGACAGCGGUUUAUGGGACACGGUGGACUCAGAAGAUCUCCUGCUAGCCACUGACACUCCUCCACCAUAUUCAGAGGAUUUCUACCCUCCCUCUCUACCCUGCUUUCCCGCACUCUCACCCCCUGACCAGGCUCUCGCCAGGCUAAACCGUCCCGCCUCCUCCGAGCUGACCCGUCAGAGAGAAAGUCCGCCCAUGGACACCUGCGACCUCAGUCCCAGUCUAGUGGCUCUGGAGAUGGACAGCGAAGAGGACAGCACAGAGCCAAAGUCUCCAUUCUCCCCGCUCUCGUCAGAUGAGAAAAGUGAGAAAAGUGAAGACAAAAGGGAAAGCUUUCGUCCUUCCCCUGACCUCACGUGCACCCGCAGCCAGUCUGCCUCCUCAGCAUGUGAACCCACAACAAAAGAAUUGGGGGACCAGGGGAUUCGACUGCGUUCGUAUUCUUACUCUUCCCCCAAAAUCAGCUUGCGUCCUGCUCGUUUUGCCCGGGACAACCACACGUCAGAAAUCAGCCCUGAUGCCGUGCUCCACAGUGUCAGCCACAGCCGAUCUCUCCUUCAGGCCCUCUCUCUGUCUAAAUCUCUGUCUCUUCUCCACCCUGGUAAGCAAAGAGCUUCCAGUAUAUCAGAGCAGUCACAUGAAAAAAGGGAGAUUAAGUUCCGUAAGCGAGCCCAGUCUGCGGAUGAUGAGGGCAGCAUGGAGCUAGCAGAGUCCCUCCAACAUCUCACCCUGUCUGAGUUCCUCAAAGAAAUUGAAGAGGAGGAGUUGGAUAAGUACAACAUCCCGACAAAGGUGGAGUCAGAGAAGUACAAAGUCAUCCGCACCUUCAGUUUUCUCAAGAGCAGGAUGUCCAGUACACGCAACAAGACCAAGGGAAAGGGGAAGGAUAGAGAGGCCAAGGAUAGGCAGAUGAAUGGACAUCGGUUCAACACAGGGGCAUGUUUGGGCCCCAAUGUGUGUGUGGUGUGUGAGAAACCGGCAUCUGGAAAGGACCUGCUGCAUUGCUCUGGUUGCACUACUAUUGUCCAUAAGAGCUGUAAGGAAUCUGUGCCUCCAUGUUUGAAGAAACUUCAGGAUAAGUAUGCUGUUACCAUGGUAAAGAACAGGACAGCAUCCCUCCCACAGAAUUUCACAGUGAGAGACAGUCCUCCUCAGUGUGUGAUCCCCAUCUCUACCUCUCUGCCCAUCAUGAAGGACACUGCAACCCAGUCGUGCCCUGUUUCUGGGAUUUUACCAAACAGUGACAGUCGGCUCAGUGAGAGUCCAGAGACGGAGUCUGAUUCCUGGAAAGUGACCAGCCGAUCAGAGGAGCUCCUGCCAACUCCGGACCAGAAGCCUCCAGUCAUCGCACUGCAGAAGUUAAUAGUGCGAGAAGUAGCAAAUGAAGAGAGAGGGAUGUUUUUGAUCAGCGCGUCUGCCGCGGGGCCAGAAAUGUACGAGGUCCACACGUCAUCCAAAGAGGAACGCAACACCUGGAUGCGGCUCAUUAGAGAAGCUGUGGAGAGCUGUCCAGAAGAAGAAGAGGAAUACACAAGUGAAUCUGAGGAGGAGAAACGCGCCGCUGAGGCUCGCAUCCAAAAGAUCCACAAGUUACAAGAGAGUCUGAUGAGCCAGGACCAGCGGAUCUGCUCCAGCCUGGAGGAGAAGCUGCAGGUUUACGCGGAGCUCUCUGCUCUGAGUGGGAGGACGGACGCCUCGUUGGUUGAACCGCGGCUGCUCGUCAGCGCGCACACGGAGGAGCUGCCCCAGGCCGCUGUAUUGUUGACUGCAGCUCUGCGAGAGGUUGAGAACCUGAAAGCCACGCUGUCAUCCAAGACCUGCUCUCCAUCAAGUCACAGCCCAGACUCGGACACAGACUCUGUGUUUCCUGUCAGCCCUGCUGCACCCGUUGAGCCCCCAUCAGACUCAGAGGCCUCACCUGAAAACCCCGAGGCCGGUGAGGAGAGUUCAACAGAGUCCCUGGUUCUGCAGUCUCCGACUCUCUUGCAAAAAACAGACACGAAUGACAUUGACUUCAAGGUUGCUCAAAGCGUCCAAAGCCUGACUCAGUUACUCUACAGUCUGCAGGCCGCUGUGACCAUCCAGGACACCUGCUACAAGGUCCAGAGGCUCUUCCUCCAAGAGACAGGCCGCCCUUCCCCUCGCGCCCAGCGACCGCACCUUUCGAGCAUCCGGGGCAACACCUUGCAGGAGCAGGAGAAGCAGCGUAACUUGGAGAAGCGGAAGGAGGAGGUGGCAGAAGCUCAGCGGCUUCAGGAGCGACUGCGCCAAGAGAAAGAGCGCUGGGAGAGGGAGUGCCAGGCCAGGGAGAGCCAGCAGGGGGAGCAGGAGAGUCGGCUGGAGGAGAGGGAGAGGCAGUGCCACCUGGAGACGGAAAGGCUGCGGCGCGAGAGGGAAGAGCUGGAUGAGCAGCUGGAGGAGUACCAGCAGAGCCUGGAGCGGCUCAGGGAGGGCCAGAGGAGCGUGGAGAGGGAGCGGGAGCGUCUGGAGAACCAGCAAAAGCUGCUCCAGACCUGGAGACACAGCCGGCAGAGGAGCCUGCCCGCUGUGAUUCCUCACAUGGUCAUCCCUCUAGAUGGGCAGCAGGACUCGACGCAGAGUCAGUCCAGAGAGCACGCCGGUAAUGGCUCCGUGUUCGUAAAUGAGGCUGCGCUCACCAGCACCAGCAUCAACAACCGUCACGUCCACCACAAAAGAAAUGACCCCAGCGCGCACAAUUGUCUCAACACCCUGCUGGCAAGAUCCAACAGCAGACAGCCCCCCAUGGCUAAGACUCCCCACAGUCCACACUCGGACUCCCAGGGGUGGAUGAUGGGGACGGGGUACCUGUACAGCCCUGCAGGACGGCUGGAGCUGCAGCACACGGCCAGUGAUCUUAACAGUCAUAACUACAUCGGAGAGACAUGGUCGUCAACAGCAAGCGGACCUGACCCGUAUCCAGUUCUCCCGCAUCCCGGUGACCCUCAGUUGGACCUCAGUGCACUGGUUUCCUUAGAGACUGACAGCGGUGGGGAGGAAGGCAGUGAGGAAACCAUUGUGUACCUUUGAAUUUUGAUAAAUUUCAGACUUUCUAAACAGCCAACACAGCACUUGGAAAAAAAAGAUGAAGAAAUUCACAAAGCAUCAGCACCCAGGGUGACUACUGAGAGCAUUUCUCUUUUUAACUUUUUUAAUUCAAAAGAUUAUUUUUGUGGUCUUUUUGUAAAGUUACUGGAAACACAGGAGAGGAACAGAGAUAAAGAGGGGUGUUUCUAUCUCACAUGUGUCAUGCACCUUAGCUCGAGGCACCACUGGGUGUUCAAUGUCUCUUUAUUUUGUUUUUUUUUUGUGUGUUUGUUUGUGUGUCUUUAUUGACUGGGUCCCUGCAGCUACACCUUUUUCCCCCUCUUUGCUUGUUACUGUCCCUCUCUCACUGCCUUCUUUUCUCAGGUCCCACACAUCUCGUCCCUCGAGCGCUAUAUUUAUUAAAUUUACCACAACAGAGGAGAAAAAGUCUAUACCCAAUAUAAGCAACAUAUUGGGCCCCAUCUCUCUGGCGGCUGAUUGUGUUGCCGCGAAGCAAACUGCCCCUCUUUCAUUCAUCAGACAGGCAGCGUUUAUGUGCAAGCCGAGCAUAGCGUGAAGCACAAAACAUUAGGAUUGAGAGAUGAGGUGAGACAGCGUCACUCCCACGUUUUUCAGUCCCUCACUGCCAUCAUUUAUUUCUUCUUUCUAUCUGAAGCAUGUUUUUCUUGUUUAGAGAAAUAGCCGCAGGUGUGGUUUUAAGAGAGAUGCUGCCGCUGUGAUAAUAUGUCAUUUUUAUCAGAGCGUAGGCAUUCAGUGGUAACUGCUUCUGGAAAAAGUGAAAGGAACUUGUAGUGCAAGAAGACAGACAAAGAAAAUCAUGUUGGGUCAAACUGUUUUUAGCAGUCAUUUUCUUACAGUUUUCAUAACACAUUUCUGUCUACUUUUAGCUUCACUAGCAGCUUGGUUUUAGGGAUCAUCACACUGGUCUGUUGAUUCACUACAUCGGUCCUUUGCCAUAAAAAUUUUGUGCAGACAUUCAUGGUCCCCAAAGACAAGUUGUUAUGAUUUAAAUGAAUUUUUCUCCCGUGCCACCAUACCAGUAACAAGUAGAAUUGACAGUCAAACAAAACAUGCAUUUGAUCCUUUUUGUGCUGGGGUAAAAUUCUGAACUAUCCCAAAUACCCGUCACUUCAGCAAACUUUCGGUUGCUUCCAUUACUGGAGCUGCUUUCCUCUCAGCUAACAGUCAGUUCAACGUCUGCCAGGUUAGCACCAGCAGCAGCUAACUUCCGACACAGUCGUUAAUGUCCCAACAACAGACUGACAUCCAAACAGCUCAACUCAUUUAACCCAUGAAUAAUAUUAGGUAACCUUAGCCGUGUGAUUCAAACAGUUUGCCCUGUCACUGUGAGUGUGGCUGGUGAACUCUCACCAACUGUUGCCAAUGUGGAGCUCACACUCCCUCAGCAGCAACUACAACCCAUACAGUCUGUGCUGUGGGGACGUUGAGCACGUUGUUUUGACGGAGUUGGUAGUUCAGCGUAGCCAGAUGCCACCAAAACAUCCAAAAGUAUAGCUUUACUACAUGCCACUCCAUUGACAUUAAGGGUAUGAAAUGAAAUACUCUAUUGGCAUUAGUAUCACUUAAAGAAUACUGACAUUGUGAUUUUUUUAAAUACCCAGCCCUAAGUCCCAUCAGCCUCAGCUGUACUUUUGUGUUUAGUGCUAAAUAGCAAAUGUAAGCAUGCUAACACCCAGAAAUGA